AUGCCCUCUGCCCUCAACAAAGUUGAUCAUCAAACAGAUAAGGUGUAUCCAUUCCAUUGUCCUCCCUUUCUCCCAAUCCUCGUAACAAUGGAAGCCAAUCUCUUCACUUUACCCUCCUCCAGACCGCCACCUCCAUACACAUCCUCCACCACCGCCACCACCCUUUCCCUCAAGUCCCAUUUCAACAAUCUUUUCCUCACCACCACAACCCACCGUCCCAAAUUCCCAUCCAAGACUCAAAAUUUACCCAAAAUCCAAGCCGCCAUAACCAGGACCAAGAAAGAGGAAACAGUAGAAAAGGUCAAGCAAGAACUUGAAAACUGCCAGCUAUUGGCAGGCAUUAGUUACAAGGGCUUCACUGUUAAACAAUUCCAGGAACUUAGAACCCAACUCCCUGAAAAUACUAAGCUUUUGGUUGCCAAGAAUACUCUUGUUUACAAGGCCAUUGAGGGGACCAAAUGGGAGGCGUUGAAACCGUGUAUGCAAGGCAUGAAUGCGUGGUUUUUUGUGCACGGUGAGGAAAUCCCAGCUGCGUUGAAGCCUUAUAGGACUUUCCAGAAGGAGCAAAAGAUGGAGGACAAUGACUUUACAGGAGCUGUUUUUGAAGGGAAAUUUUAUGGGCCGGACGAGUUUAAGGCAUUGGAAAAUUUACCCACAAGGGCUGAGAUUUAUGCCAGGCUUUUGGGGGGUUUGAAGGCCCCUGCUUCUGCUGUUGUUGGCACUAUUAAAGCCCCUGCUAGAGACUUGGUCAUGGUGCUUAAGGCCUACUGCAAGAAGCUUGAGGAGGAGAGUGGUGCUGGACAAUAA
Fraxinus pennsylvanica is the source of this 807-nucleotide messenger RNA. The record is from the annotation of a GenBank genome assembly. Lineage: Eukaryota; Viridiplantae; Streptophyta; Magnoliopsida; Lamiales; Oleaceae.